Candidozyma auris is the source of this 1434-nucleotide messenger RNA. RefSeq names its product Cox15p (gene COX15). The transcript has a single exon. The record is from RefSeq and is a predicted model, not a curated record. Gene Ontology annotation, biological process: heme A biosynthetic process. NCBI's taxonomy places the organism in Eukaryota, Fungi, Ascomycota, Pichiomycetes, Serinales, Metschnikowiaceae. Gene Ontology annotation, cellular component: mitochondrial inner membrane. Gene Ontology annotation, molecular function: oxidoreductase activity, acting on NAD(P)H, heme protein as acceptor. The coding region runs from base 1 to 1434 and encodes 477 amino acids.
AUGUCGAUGUUUUGUCGAUCGGGGUUUUUCUUCACGAGAAAUUUGAGCGUGCUCAAUAUUCUCAAAAGCACCAGAGGCACGAGGCUCUCCAUCCUUCCGCCCAAGAAAAUGCCCUUCAGCAUCUGGCGCUCUAUGGGGUUGAGGCGCUAUUCGACCGCCUCCCACCUUUCAACAGGAUCAGCCCCCAAAAUCAACACUGAGUCCCUCAGGUCUGCAUUUUCUGGAAAACAGCCACCCGUUGUCGUCUCUAGCAAAGCCGCUGGAUACUGGCUUGUGGCCACUUCAGGCUUGAUCUUUGGGAUAGUCGUCGUUGGUGGGUUAACCAGACUUACUGAGUCCGGUCUCUCGAUCACUGAGUGGAAGCCAGUCACUGGUUCCAUUCCACCUCUUUCUGAGAAAGAAUGGGAGGAAGAGUUUGAUAAGUACAAGAACUCACCUGAGUUCAAGCUCUUGAAUUCUCAUAUCACGCUUGAAGAGUUCAAGUUUAUCUUCAGUAUGGAAUGGGGCCACCGUCUUUUAGGGAGAGCCAUCGGAAUGUUUUUCAUUUUGCCCGCUAUUUACUUUUGGAAGACCAAUAAAUUCAGUCCGCAUGUCACUCGUAGAGUGGUCGGUCUUACAGGUCUAUUAGGCUUGCAAGGGUUCAUUGGCUGGUGGAUGGUUCAAAGUGGUCUCGACGAGGAGCAGCUUGCGGAGCGUAGAUCGAAGCCUACUGUUUCUCAGUACAGACUCACUACACACUUGGGUGCUGCAUUCUUGAUGUAUUUGGGUGUUCUCUGGACGGGAUUCGAGAUACUUAAUGAGAGCAGGUGGGUUCAGGACCUCAGUACGAAAGCGAAGGUAGUCACAUCUCAUCUUGCAAAACUUAACAGUCCAGUCUUGAACCCUAUGAGAAAAAUGUCUCUUGCCUUGCUUGGUUUGACUUUUAUGACCGCCAUGUCCGGAGGAAUGGUCGCUGGUUUGGACGCUGGUCUCAUUUACAAUACCUUCCCUCACAUGGGUGAAGACUACAUUCCAUCAUACAGGGAGCUUAUGGACCCCUUGUUUGCCAGGAAAGAUGACAAAUCUGAUAUGUGGUGGAGGAAUCUUCUCGAAAAUCCAGCGACCGUCCAGUUGGUUCAUCGAAUUCUUGCAACUACAACAUUCUUUUCUGUCUUGGCUGCUCACAUGUACGUCAACAGACGCAAGGCUCUCAUACCACCCAACGCCAAGAGGGCCAUGCACACCAUGAUGGGUUUGGUGACCUUCCAGGUUGCGUUAGGUAUUACCACACUCAUUUAUUUGGUGCCCAUUCCUUUGGCUGCUGGUCAUCAAGCAGGAGCAUUAGCUCUUCUCACUGCAGCGUUAGCAUUUGCUGCAAACAUCAAGAGGCCCCGUGCACAGGCUGUCAACUACAUCAGCGCUCAGAUGAAGAAACAGCUACUCAAGAAGCAUUAG